UCGAGGGUCUCAAAACAUACCAUAAACGUCACCUCACUGCUCGGAAUUACAGUCUGUGCAAAGGCCGCACCACUUACAGCAACAGCACGCGCGGCAGGUGGGACUUGGUGAGCAUCGAACAGUUACGACCUCCACAAGGGCAGUGAUGAACAGAAGUAACUUUGUGAACCUUUUGGUUCUUUGUUUAAAAGGAGUGUGCUCGUGUCCCAGCGGAUGGACACAAACGCCCAUCAGCGGCUUGUGUUUGACCUUUCAGCCGGCGCCGAAGUCUUGGUCGGAGGCACAGAAGGAAUGCGUCAGCAGAGGCGGCCAUCUUGCUAUCAUCAAAACAGCAGCCGACAACUCUGACGUCAUCAGCUUCAGGCUAUCACAGACCCAGCAAGGCGAUCCUGUUUGGUUAGGGAUGCACAUACAUGGUGGCAGUUGGUCCUGGACAGACGGAAGUCAGGUCAAGUGGGCAGACUGGGACAGCGGUUCUGCGCCUUCAACUCAAGAUCCUGAUCUCUGCGGUGUGCUGACCUACAAGAAUGUGCUGGCCUGGACUUAUAUCAACUGCGUCAUGCCUCUCGCAUUCAUCUGUCAGUUUACUGCUGCCAAAUCCGGCGCUGCUCCGCCAGCAUUGAUUACUGGAACAUGGCGUAAAAUUGCCGUUGAUGAACGCUGCGUUGGGACCGAGGUGGUUGCUAACCUGACGGCCUCGUCCCUCAUCGACUGCGUUCGGCAGUGUCAGACCAUAAAUACGUGCAACGUCGUCAGCUUUACGCAUACGCAGAAGACGUGCGACUACACCGCCACCAGUGCUGACGCCCCGCAGCUGAGUGAUGCACGUGGCUGGGAGACUUGGGUACUGGAUAAACAUUAACAAAAUCACGAAACCAAAGAUUAAGGAAUUUUGAUCCCUCCUAAAGCUAAACUGGCAAGAAUUUCCUAAAUAGCAUUCAAUGAUUACAUAAUAUAUAAGAAUAAAAGGAAUUUAAUAUUCUGAAAACGAUAAUUAAAAGUGCAAAAUGUGCAUAGACAACAAAUUCAUAGACUAUUUUAUCUUUGUUUAGUUUAUUGUAAAAACCAUAUUGUAAGAGUUAGUGUGUAGAGUAAAUCAGCAGAAUUUUUACUUUGUGAACAAAAUUCUUUGUAAAAUGUCUCCGAGUAAAUGAAUUAUAUAUUUGUGAUCAGUUGAAGAAAACGGUUAAAUCUUUCUGUUAGUGGCAUUCAGGGAUAUUGGAAGACAUGUAAAAUCAAGGCAUCAGAUAAACAAUUCAAAAUUAUUUAAUCUCUAAAAAUCUUAGAUAAAAGGAUUUAUUUUCACUCUCA
Pomacea canaliculata is the source of this 1311-nucleotide messenger RNA. RefSeq names its product rheacalcin-1-like. Bases 146 to 862 code for a protein of 238 amino acids. Gene Ontology annotation, molecular function: signaling receptor activity. The transcript has 5 exons. The record is from RefSeq and is a predicted model, not a curated record. NCBI's taxonomy places the organism in Eukaryota, Metazoa, Mollusca, Gastropoda, Architaenioglossa, Ampullariidae.